This is a messenger RNA of Orbilia oligospora ATCC 24927, 1116 nucleotides long. RefSeq lists its product as uncharacterized. The record is from RefSeq and is a predicted model, not a curated record. NCBI's taxonomy places the organism in Eukaryota, Fungi, Ascomycota, Orbiliomycetes, Orbiliales, Orbiliaceae. The coding region runs from base 1 to 1116 and encodes 371 amino acids. The transcript has a single exon.
AUGUCGACCUGGAACUCUUCCAAUGCCGUCUGGCUCCCAGGCAUCUGGGACAUGCCCGAAGUCCUCACCAAAAGCCUCGACUUCAUGCGAGACCACAACAUCGAAUACAUUUUCCCCAUCACCAAAACCCUCACAAAAGAAGGCGGAUUCGCCAUAAACAGCAACUUUCUAAUCUACCUCCAUCAAUUCAUGGCCACGAUCAAAGAAUACGAAGAAUCGUCCCGGUCAUGCGGUAAAAAAUUCAAAGUCAUCCCCGUCGUAGACGCAUGUUUCAACAAAGAAAACACAGACGAAUACCUAGAUCUGAGUAAUCCAGAAGUCCACGCUUCCGCGGUUACGAAUAUUCGACGGUUCGUGGUUGCUGAGACGGAGAAUUCGUUUGUGACGGGGAUGCCGCGUCCGUUUGAUGGGGUGCAGUUUAGUGUUAAGAAUGAAGAUGAUGUUUAUGAUUUUGAGAUACUGAAGAAGUUUAUGAAGGAGAUUAAGUCAGCCACGGGGAAGAUUACAGCGUUAGCUGUUCCUAAGUUUGGAGGAUCUUGGGCUUCUUCGUCGGGGUUUUAUUAUGCGGCGUUAUAUGUAGAUAUUCUGAUACCGAUGUGUUUCAAUUCAUCCUCUCAAACCGCGGAGGAGUAUCAGACAUUCAUGAAGGAUCAGGUACAUACCAUCCUUCGAGCCGUAUCAGGGAAAUACGCAAGGAACCAUGGAAGACCUGGUAAUGGUGUCAAAGUACUAUUCGGAUUCCCAUGUUUCCCCGACAGCGGUGAAGAUACCAAAGUUCACAACUCUGUAGCUGAAAAUAUUGCAGCUGCAGCACAAGGUGCCAUCGAUGGAGUCAAGAAAUUGGUGGAAGAGAAUGAUGAUUCCUUGGAGUUUGCGGCUGGAGCUUCUUUGUAUAUGUUUUCAGACGGAGAGGGCAAGGAUGGGUAUUCGACAAAGGCGGAUAUGGAUGAUUUUGGGAAGUACUGGGCUUUUGAGAAGCAUGAUGUCCCGGUUGAUAAACCGAAGGGAGAUGAUCCGAAGGAUGGUACUCCUGAUAAUGGCUCGAAUACACCGUUGAUUAAGGUGGUUGUGGCGGCUAUACUUAUGGUUUGUGCUUGGAUUAUAGCCGUUGGGUAG